Messenger RNA from Cryptotermes secundus, 5967 nucleotides. It is a transcript of the gene RSG7, whose product is annotated as regulator of G-protein signaling 7. The record is from RefSeq and is a predicted model, not a curated record. The transcript has 13 exons. Gene Ontology annotation, biological process: intracellular signal transduction; regulation of G protein-coupled receptor signaling pathway; G protein-coupled receptor signaling pathway. Lineage: Eukaryota; Metazoa; Arthropoda; Insecta; Blattodea; Kalotermitidae. Bases 311 to 1804 code for a protein of 497 amino acids.
GUCUUCUGUGCACACAAAACGAAAACCAACAUUUCUCACGGACUAAAACUGAGCUAGUCGUGUUUAUUUUGGGAAAAGAGUAAUGUGUAUUUUCCUCCUGCAGUGUGUAUAUUUACAGUUGGCACCUGACCAACACUGAAUUUCAUAAGACUACAAGGAAGAAGACGUCGAUUUGCACCCAUGGCCGUGGAAUACAUCGAAAUAUUAUGUCGAUUUCUUUACAUCACUGGGAGAAUAUUUAUUAGUUCGUAAACUGAACGUUUGAGAUUAUACGAACGGAGGGCGAUGCGGCUCGUGGGCCCCGAGUGAUAUGGUCACCAUGAGCUCCGAGAAGGCGGCCGCCCGGCGCAAGGCAGACUCCAAUAAUGGUGGCCAAGCAGGGCCAGCAGCAGGGUCCGGGGCUUCAGCGGCGGCAGCCUCUAACAAUGAGGAUUCACCAAACCAACUCGUGUACAAAAAAAUGGAACAGAUUGUUGAGAAAAUGCAGGAUGAAGUAAGUGGUGUACCUGUCAAGACCGUCAAAAGUUUCAUGUCAAAAAUUCCUUCAGUUUUUACAGGUUCUGACCUUAUUAUGUGGAUGAUGAAGAAUUUAGAUGUUGAAGAUCAAGGAGAAGCUUUGCACCUGGCCCAUCUGAUGGCAGCACACGGUUACUUCUUUCCCAUUGAUGACCACAUGCUAACUGUGAAGAAUGAUAACACAUUCUACCGGUUUCAGACACCAUAUUUCUGGCCGUCCAAUUGCUGGGAACCUGAAAACACAGAUUACGCUGUGUAUCUCUGCAAGCGAACCAUGCAAAAUAAGACACGGUUGGAACUGGCAGACUAUGAAGCAGAGAACCUUGCUCGUCUCCAGAAGAUGUUCUCCCGCAAAUGGGAGUUCAUCUUCAUGCAGGCAGAGGCACAAAGCAAGGUGGACAAGAAGCGAGAUAAACUCGAGCGCAAGGUGUUAGACAGCCAGGAGCGUGCUUUCUGGGAUGUCCAUCGCCCAAUGCCUGGCUGUGUAAACACAACAGAAGUUGACAUCAAGAAGGCUUGCCGGGUCAAUAAACCACUCAAGAGCAUUCGACAUUUACAGCUUGGUGUGGCAGGGGGGCGUAUAUCCCCAUCAACAUCAGACAGUGAUUUAGCUAGUCCAACAGAGGCCAUCAAACGCCACAUAGCCAUGUUGAGACAGAGACUGGACAGACGCAAUAUUAAGGUCUCCAAAGUAGCUGAAGCGUGUAUCGGCUACUUUGAACAAUAUGUGGAGUACGAUCCCUUCUUCACCACACCAGAGCUCCCUAAUCCUUGGACAUCAGAUAGUCCGGAGUUCUGGGAGCAGGAGAAGACAGCGAAGGACAUCCCAGCACGAAGGGUGAAGCGCUGGGCUUUCAGUUUGCAGGAACUGCUGCAGGAUCCUGUGGGACGGGAACAUUUUGUCAGGUUCCUUGACAAGGAAUUCAGCGGUGAGAAUCUCAAGUUCUGGGAGGCUGUGCAACAGCUGAAAGCACUGCCUCAGAAGGAUGUUCAAGAUAAAGUGGAUGAGAUAUGGAUUGAGUUCCUGGCACCUGAUGCUAGCUGCCCCAUCAAUGUGGACUCACGAUCAUAUGAGAUAACCAAGAAGAACAUGGAGACUCCUGAUCGAUGGAGUUUCGAUGUGGCAGCAGCCCACGUGUACCAUCUGAUGAGAAGUGACAGUUAUUCCAGAUACUUGAGAUCUGAGAUGUAUAAAGAAUUCCUAAAUGGGUCAAAGAAAAAGACUUCGGUGAAGGGAAUCAGAUCGAUAGUGUCAUUCACAGCCCGCAAGGAGACGGCCACAUCCUAGUCUGAGUGUGUGUACUUGACAAGUCCCGUCCACAAGGAGGGUGAGGCCCUGCAGACCAUUCUGCAGAUGUCUGGCUACUUUCCCCUUGUGCCAGUUUUGGUUAUGUACAGUGUGAAUCAGUUGCAUUGAUAUCUGCACUGUUAACAGGUUCGAGAACAAGAGCCAUCUAACAGGAAACAUAGGAAUUACUAACACAUUCCUUUAUUGUUCUCCUCUCAUCCUUCAAAUUGUCAUUUAAAUGGGAGUAAGGAACCUACUCAGAUAUGUUCGUGAUCAUCACUGUCAUUGUACAAACCCAUAAAACCAAAGUUCUCAUUGGGAUGGAUGACUGGUAUGAUUUCUUGAUCAUCUGUCAUGAAACCAAAGCAAGAGUCAAAGUGUACAAUUUAUUUAUGAAAGGGUAUUGCUGUCCAGUAUUGUAAGUAUAUUUUCUCCCAGUAUUUUAGACCUGUAAUGACCCUGACAUUAAGUUUGCAUUCUACUGGAGAAGUAAUGCGUUACUGUAUAUUUUCCAGCAUGUCAGCUAUAAUUACUGAAUAAAGACCUUUAAAUUUCAUUGUAAUGUGAUAUCUUACUGUUCUAUAACUGGAGAAAGAAAGAAACUGCAUAAAGUCUGCACAAACAAUUUGAUGAAUUUUGGUUGUUUGAAGCUGCUUUACAUGUUUCAUUAUUCAAAACAGAGAAAAAGUCUUAUUAUUUUAUAUUGCAAGUUUUAUAUCUAACAGACUGGCUUACAUGACAUCUAUAUCUAUAUCAGUUUUGUUGCUUGUAAUUACUUUAACAAUUAGUUCUUUGAUAUUUUUCUCUGUAUUACUCAUUAAUGGUAUGGAGAAUAAAAAUAUCUAGAAACUGAUAAUGAUAUAUCAGAAAGUAAACUUCAAAGGAGGCACCAAAUGGUAGGAAAAAUUAAUGAAGGUUAUGUUAAACUGGGAAUAUGGAACAUUAACAUGUGAAGGUCAGUUAUUUAUUUUGGAAGUUCUCCAUUCUCAUGCAGGCCAUAGUGAGAUUUUUUUGCAUACUUCCAUGUGAGAUUCAUGGUGGACCAAGUGAUACUGGAACAUGUUUUUUGCCAAGUUUCUCUGGUUUUCCCACAAUUCCACCAUUGCUCCAAGCUCAUCUGUCACCACCCUGAAGUGUGCGAUAUCCCUGACCAGGCAGCACAUUAUCACAUUCUCAGUCUUCAAGUUAGGGCAUCAUUCUGAUGUGGCAUUUGGCUGGUUACAGGGUUAGGAAGUUCAUUUUAUAUCAAGAUUAGUCAUCUAGUUUGAAAGUUCGGCCAGUUUGUUAGAAAGAAACUGCAUCAACUUCCAUCCUUAUGCUGUCCAUAUGGAGAUUUUUCUGAAUGUUUGUCAGUGAGAGGUGCCAGAAGAUAUGAUACAAUGCAUUUGUCCUUUGAGAAGUAGUGUCACACAGGGCAAUGUUUGGGAGAAAUGAAAAUAUGCAUUGAAAUUAAAAUAAUAUUUGGUCUUUUGAGCAAGAAUUUAGUACCUUGUGUAGUAUCAGAAGAGUACAACACCAUAAAUAAUACAUAGUUCUUAAUUAAAAUACCAAGAGAGAAUGUAAUGAUAUGAAAUACUCUCAUCUGACAGAGUUUGCACUGCAUGUGUAGCUCUGACAAAAAAAAAAAGCAAGAUAGACAUUCAUUCAAUGGCAAUAGAUCAUAUCUUAGGCUAGGUUGCUAUAGAUAUGUGUUCCACAAUUACGGGUGUGGCCACCAUCAGUGUUUUUCAUUUUCUAACCUUUCUGUAAAGGUUGUGACCUCACCUAUUUGCAGUCAACUCGUGAUUGCCCUUUGCAGGUUUGGUGAUAUCAGAUUUUCUUUUUAAUGAGGAUUUAAAAAGAUAUUUACCUUUUUUUGUUGCCAAAACUGCAUGGACAUUAAAAUUGGAGGUUUACUAAUAGAUGGAAAUAAGUGUUGCAAAACACAGACAUCUGUAUAAAGAGAGAUCUUUUCUGUCCAUUCCUGUUGACACAUUCACAGUCAGUCUUGUCACCUUAGUGAUUUUAGGCUUUUACAAUGGUUAAUUAUAGAGGAUAGUUCCAUUUUUGGGUUGUUAAGCUGUGCGGAUGUGGGUGAUAUUGCCAAUGUUUCACAGGUACAUGUUGCCUCCAAAUCAUCAGCAAUAUCACCCACCUCUACACAGAGCAGAAGUCACAUCAGUCCUGUCACCUGACAGGGUGAAGUAUGCCAUUGCCAGAGCUGACCCUGUCAAGUGACAUACGAUUACCAUUGUGUAAGCAAAUGUCAUUUUCUUCUACAGUUGACAUUGAAAUGCAAUGAAACUCUAAAUAUAGCCCAUCAGAUCUUGAAAGAGUUGAAACAUACAGCAGUUUUUGAUUGUUUUAACUUGUUCUCAUCCAUUUCUGUUUCAAGUGCAGUAAGCUAAAAUAGAGUUUUUUGUGGAAGAAUACUUGAACCAGCAAGUAAAAUUCUGGGGGGGGGGCGUGAUAAUGAACGUGUUAAUUAAAUUUAAACAUAGGAUGUUUUCUAUGUCAGUAGACUGUGUUAUUCUCACAGAACUCUAAGCUGUAAGUUAAAAAAGUGUAAGACAUGCUACACAGUGAGGGAGGGUUGGAGACACACAGAAAUGAGUAUGGAUUAUGAAAAUUGUUUUCUUCAUUCAAGGGCCUUCAAACAUUGGUUAUAAAAUGAGGACGAGCUGACAGUUAUGUGACUAAUAAGGUAAUGAAAGUAGAGAUGACAGAACUUGUGGAUUAAAGUAUCUGACAUAGAUAAGAAUAAUGAAAAGUUAGUGAAUACAUCACAUUGUUCGCUAAACACUGCCAUGAUUAUCAUAAAGUAUACAAGAAAGAGAGAACCCACCAGGGUAGGCCCAUAAACAUUUCAGACAAGUUGUUCUUCUCUUGUUAUAGUGUUAUACUGUGUCUGUAGGUCUUUACUCUGGUGAAUUCAGUUUCUUACUCAUCUAUUUUAUAUCAAGGCUUCCCCUUGAUGCCAUAAUCAAAAUGUUUUUGUGUUCUUUGGUGUGAUCUGCAGAAAUCAGACAUGAUUCUCCCACUGAGGGAUAGAAAGUGGAAUAUUAUUGUCCCUCUUCCAAACAGACCCUUAUGUGAAUGAUCAUGAGUUGACUGUGAAAAUUUCUUUACAAAUAAUGUGUAUUAUUAAGAUUAUUCUCUUCUGAGGUGUGAUUCUGUGUAGUCUGAUAGAAAGGCACUGAUAUGUUAGAGGCAAUCACUGCUUCCAUCUUCAGGGUCGACCCUGAAGAUCAAGUAAGCAGGUUCCUCUGAAACAUGGGUACCUUUCUAUGAGAUGACAAGGUACCAUAUCUGAGAUGGCAGUAGUCUUUAUAUCCAGCACUGUGAGAACCACAAGUCUCAAUUAUCUAUUAUUGAUUGGACAGAAAUAUUGUUAAUUUCUCGGCAGUAUUUUACUGUGUAAGUUAUUGUUUCUAUUUUAUUUAUGUGAGCAUAAAUAGCAGUACCAGAGAAUAUUAUUGCCUCUUUUUGUUAUUAUUUAUAUCAAGCGAUUUUUAAAAUGUGAAGUGAAUUGUUCAGAAUAGGGAGUUCUUCCCUGUAGGAGUAAUGUCAGACAGGAAAGCAGUUGUCUUUUCAUUUCAUUUAGUCAGCAUUUUAUGUAUGUGCACAUACAGAGUGGUGCAUGGGAUUUUUGCAUUUUGAAUGUUAUCACAAUGAAUUGAUUGUAUAUUGUGCUUUCUUGCCCCCAUCUUAGGAACAAGAUUGAGGUCUGAAGUGCCAUGGUCUUCAUUAGUGCUUUCAUAAGAUGUUGAAGAUUGUCUGCUUUUGCUGUUUACAAGUUUUGGUAUUGAAUUAUAUUUUCAUCUUAUGUUCAGUCAGACUGUUUUCAUGGAGUCUGUCACAACUGUAAAUACUGUAUAAAUAAAGAUUACUUAUGUUAGCAGAUUGCAUACUGAAUUGUACUGUAAUUGAUAGACCAUAAUUGCGAGUAAAAUAUUCCAUUAUAUUGAUCAGAACUUCAGUUUUUCACUGAUAUUACAUUAUCUAGUCUGUGCUUAUAAAAAUAUUACAUUGCAUUGCAUUCCAUGGAUCCAAAGUUAGUCAGAAUGACUGUAGGAUGUGGAAUAUGUCAUAAAAGUACAAAACAUAUGUCCAGUCCCAAUGGAGUUCUCACACAGGAGAAACCAAGAAUACACAGUGACUACACACAAGGCUAUUUAAAAAUA